Lentinula edodes (shiitake mushroom) is the source of this 759-nucleotide messenger RNA. RefSeq lists its product as uncharacterized. The record is from RefSeq and is a predicted model, not a curated record. NCBI's taxonomy places the organism in Eukaryota, Fungi, Basidiomycota, Agaricomycetes, Agaricales, Omphalotaceae. Bases 117 to 626 code for a protein of 169 amino acids. The transcript has a single exon.
UUAUGAGUCUGAAGAGGAGUGAUUUGUGUUUGUUCCGCUCUAUUCUUAUAUGUAUACAAGAAUAACCCUGUACUAUAACCCCUUCAUUCUAGCUGCAGUCUACCAUCCCAGGUUGGAUGAGCAUUCGCUGCAGCGAAGAUUGCUGGGCCCGGCUGUUCCCUUGUGGGACCCCGUCGACUCGACGGAGCCGCGUAUAUAUCUAUCUAUCUAUCUAUCUCUGCCUUGCUUGUCGCUAUGAGGCGCCGGGUGUGCCUGCAACUGAACCACGAGCUUACUCGAAAUGGUUCAGCGGGUCCGAUCAGGACAUCUCUGGUUACAAGAACACCUUCUUGACCAGCCCUUUUGUCCUUGCUCAAGGUCUACCUAUUCAGCCUUACUUCGCCGAUUUCGAACCGUGGCUCAACCUCAUGCACCAAUUUGUUUCAGAGGGAUAUCAUGCACGUCCCCGACCAGGUAUUGAUGUGUCUGCAUAUCCCGGUUUGAAGAAACACUUGCCUUCAAAAACCUUAUUCGACUGGCAGACCCUGGAUGGGAACGUUACGUAUAGUGUACUGAGACAAUUUAUGUCCUCUUUUCAAAAAGAACCUCUCGACACUCGGUGGACAGGCUUCAACCCGGACAAUUGACCUAUAAUAGCUUCGAUGUCCGCGGAAAAGGAUGUACAUCAUUAUUUUAUGCCUUUCCUUUCUGCUUUGCUGUACCUCAAACCCAUAUACUUUCCACUGGAUUUGGAAAAAUUGUAUCUAUACUGUUUCUAAC